Prunus dulcis (almond) is the source of this 342-nucleotide messenger RNA. Its product is annotated as protein CLAVATA 3. Bases 1 to 342 code for a protein of 113 amino acids. The record is from RefSeq and is a predicted model, not a curated record. The transcript is spliced from 3 exons. Lineage: Eukaryota; Viridiplantae; Streptophyta; Magnoliopsida; Rosales; Rosaceae. Gene Ontology annotation, molecular function: receptor serine/threonine kinase binding.
AUGAUAUCCAGAUCAUCCAUGGUUUUCUGUUUUGUUUUCCUUGUGGCGUUGUGCUUGGUGCACAUAGCGGAAGCUGAUUGCAGACGCAUUGGCCACGGUUGCUUUGGUGCUGAGGCAGCUGUUUUUCUGAGACAAAACAGAAAGGUGCUCGCCAAGGAGAAGGUGGAAGUUGUUGUUGCUAAGGGUGUGAAGCUGCAUGAACAAGCAGCUGCAAGUGCUGGCAAUUUUGCUGAUAAUGGAAAGCAUAACUUGGUUGGGUGGGAGUUAAGGAAGGUUCCUUCUGGUCCUGAUCCACUGCACCACAAUGGAAAUAGCCCCAAAAAGCCUAGAAAUGAUCCAUAA